This is a messenger RNA of Caenorhabditis bovis, 297 nucleotides long. NCBI's taxonomy places the organism in Eukaryota, Metazoa, Nematoda, Chromadorea, Rhabditida, Rhabditidae. The record is from the annotation of a GenBank genome assembly.
AUGCCCCCAAUAUGUCCUCUUCAAAUAGUCCCCGAUAGUCGAAUUGCGUCCGGAAAAACAGACAGAAAUGGCCGAUUUGCGUUGACGGGAUCGGUUUCCGGAUGGAUUUUCGAUCCAAUUCCAUACAUCAAAUUCACCACCGAUUGUCAAAUUAUUUCCGGUGUCAGCUGCCCGAAAACCACAAAAUUCAAAGUUCCAUUCGAAUCCGAUGAAACGCAUAUUAAGUAUUCGAUCGGAAGUGUCAAUGUGAAGCAAUUUGUGAGGAGAGGCGCGUGCAAAUCGAAAUUCGAUGAAUAA